Molecule: messenger RNA, 2718 nt
Organism: Quercus robur (English oak)
Lineage: Eukaryota; Viridiplantae; Streptophyta; Magnoliopsida; Fagales; Fagaceae
Product: endoglucanase 6
Exons: 9
Coding region: 323-2209 (628 amino acids)
Biological process (GO): carbohydrate metabolic process
Molecular function (GO): carbohydrate binding; hydrolase activity, hydrolyzing O-glycosyl compounds
Source: RefSeq, a predicted model, not a curated record
CAUUGAGCUCUACCCCUUCUCUCACUCUUCCCCUCUGUCUAUCAAAGUUUCUUCCUAUAGGAGCCUCUCUAUUUGGUUGCUUUAUCAGAAAUUUUAACUGAUAAACCAUACCAACAUUGCCAUUUUUUCUCUAAUUAAACCACAUUUCUGUGGGGAGGCCAGCGAAGAGCUAAAGGUUUCUCCUUUUUUCUGUUAUAGGAACUUGAAAAAGAGGAAAAACAAUCCCAUAUUUUAGCAAUUUAUAUAGCAUUUGUUACUGAACGGAGCUGUCUCUGCAUUUGGGUUCAUUUUUCUUGAAAUCUCUUUUGUGUUAAUUGUCCAUAUGGAGAGUUUUGUGAGACUCAUUUCCAUGGUUCCUCUGUUUUUGCUUCUUGGGCUUCCUUUUGCUUUAGCUGGCCAUGACUAUGGUCAAGCUCUGAGCAAAAGCAUUCUCUUUUUUGAAGCUCAGAGAUCUGGUGAGCUUCCCCACAACCAAAGAGUCACAUGGAGAGCUAAUUCUGGUCUGCAAGAUGGCAAAGCUAGUGGAGUGGAUCUAGUUGGAGGGUACUAUGAUGCAGGGGACAAUGUUAAGUUUGGUUUGCCAAUGGCAUUUACAAUAACAAUGAUGUCAUGGAGCAUAAUUGAGUAUGGGAAGCAAAUGGCUUCAAGUGGAGAGCUAAGCCAUGCUAUAGAUGCUGUGAAGUGGGGUACUGACUAUCUCAUUAAAGCACACCCAGAACCUUAUGUUCUCUAUGGAGAGGUGGGAGAUGGAAACAGUGAUCACUACUGUUGGCAAAGGCCAGAGGACAUGACCACCGACCGCCAUGCCUACAAGAUUGACCCAAGCAAUCCCGGGUCGGAUCUUGCCGGUGAAACCGCUGCCGCCAUGGCCGCCGCCUCCCUCGUCUUCCGCCACUCCAACCCUGCCUAUGCCAAUGAGCUCCUAAGCCAUGCCCACCAGCUAUUUGAUUUUGCCGACAAAUACAGAGGCAAAUAUGAUAGCAGUAUCUCUGUGGCCCAAAAGUACUACCAAUCCAUCAGUGGUUACAAUGAUGAGUUGCUAUGGGCUGCUGCAUGGUUGUACCAAGCAACUGACAACCAGUACUACUUGAACUACCUUGGCAAAAAUGGUGAUAAUCUUGGUGGAACUGGAUGGAGCAUGAGUGAGUUCAGUUGGGAUGUGAAGUAUGCUGGGGUUCAGACACUUGUGGCCAAAUUCCUAAUGCAAGGAAAAGCUGGUGGCUAUGCAUCAGUUUUUGAAAAGUACCAGGAGAAGGCAGAAUCCUUCAUGUGCAAUUCCCUUGGAAAGGGCAGUAAGAAUGUUCAAAAGACUCCCGGUGGCCUUAUCUUCCGCCAAAGGUGGAACAACAUGCAAUUUGUGACUAGUGCAUCUUUUCUGACUGCUGUCUACUCUGAUUAUCUUUCUUCUGCUGGAAAAAAUAUGAAUUGUGCUUCUGGCAAUGUUUCACCAACUGAGCUUAUCUCCUUCUCCAAACAACAGGUGGACUACCUUCUUGGGGACAAUCCAAGAGCCACAAGUUACAUGGUGGGAUAUGGGAACAACUACCCACAACAAGUUCACCACAGGGCUUCCUCAAUUGUUUCCAUCAAGGUUAACCCUUCAUUUGUCACUUGCCGAGGAGGUUAUGCCACUUGGUUCAGCAAAAAAGCAAGCGAUCCCAAUCUCCUUGUUGGUGCAGUCGUUGGUGGACCUGAUGCCUAUGACAACUUUGCUGAUCAAAGAGACAAUUAUGAGCAAACUGAGCCUGCUACCUACAACAAUGCUCCUCUUUUCGGUUUAUUGGCACGACUAAGUGGUGGUCAUGGCGGGUAUAACCAACUCCUUCCAGCGGUUGCCCCAGCACCUAAGCCUAAGCCUGCUGUUACCCAACCAAAGCCAACUCCACAACCCAAAGUUACUCCAGCUCCAGCAGCAUCUUCUGGCCCAAUUGCCAUAGAACAGAAGUUGACAACUUCAUGGAUUGCAAAUGGGAAGAAUUUCUACAGAUAUUCCACUAUUGUGACAAACAAGUCUGCUAAGACACUGACAGAUCUCAAGCUUUCAAUAUCCAAGCUUUAUGGUCCUAUGUGGGGACUUACAAAGUCCGGUGAUUCCUAUGUUUUUCCAUCAUGGCUCAACUCUUUAGCUGCUGGAAAGAGUCUUGAGUUUGUCUACAUUCAUUCUUCUUCUCCAGCAGACGUAUCUGUCUCAAGCUACACUUUGGCCUAAGAAACAAACUAAGAUACACAAAGAAGGUUCACACAGUUAUGGGAAGGUUCACACAGUUUCUGGGGUUGUAAUGUAAGAAUUGUGCAGCUAUACAAAUGCAGUCCAGAAAGGUCUUUUUCUUUUUCUUUUAAAAUUUUCAUCUUUACUUGUUGAUUUGGGAUCUUAGUAGGGUUUUAGAUGAAAGUAGGAUAAAUAAGUCUGUAGCUUGGAGGGAGAAAGGAGCGAAGGGACGGUUUAAAAAGUGUGCUCAUCCUCUUUCUUCUCCACUUCAUUACUUAUAUAGAGUGAUCUGAGAGAGGGGCAGUGAAAGAGUGACGAUUGAGAAGUAAAGAAAAUGACUUCUCAAUAUAUUUCGAGUUUUUACUUUCUUUACUUCAAAGAAACUUUGGGUGUCAGUUUUUGUUGUGUGAUGUUGUAAGCUUUGCAACAUUUCUCGUUUCCUAUAUGUUGUAAGCUUUGCAACAAUUCUUGUUUCCCAUAUGAAUAUAGUUUGAGUAACAUUAUCUCCA